AGCCGUUUUAGCUCAAGCCCAACAAAUAUUUCGCCUUCGCCCUUUAGUCCAAGCGCUUACAGCAGUCAGCGGCGAUGCCUUUGCGGAGCGGAGUUUGCAGGAUCUGGAACGAUGAAAAGGGCUUCGGCUUCAUCACGUCUGACGACGGUGCCGGUGAUUAUUUCUGUCACAGGUUGGUCGUGGAGGGGUCCAAUUAUUUGAAUCCAGGCGACCGUGUCGAGUUCACCCUCGAGCACGACAAGGAAAGAAGAAAGUACAAGGUGGCGGGCUGCCAGAUCGUCGAGAGGGUGGAGGGCGGCGCCAAGGCCGUCGCCCUGGGAUUAGCAGGCAAGGGCGCGGGCGAGAAGGGAGGCAGGGGCGACGGCGGCGGCAGGGGGGGCGGCGGCGGAGCCUACUCGCCCUACGGCGGCCCUGCCAACCCGUACCCGUGGAGAGCUGGCGGGAAGAAGUAGACCGAGGCAGGAGCAGGGAGGGGCCGCCGCGCGCGCCCCGCCGCCGCGAGUGCACCGACAACUCCAGGGCGGCGGCCGCCGACCGGGCUGUCGGCCGACGCCCACCCCCGCCGAGGCGGGCAGACUCCCUCUUCUGCUGCUCGGCCGCGCCGCCGAGCAGUGCUCCCCGGGGGAAAAGCGCGCGUGCACGGCACCCGCUGCCUCUCCCUUCCUCUCCUCGCGCGCCCCCCCCCCCCCUCUCGCCUCCUCGUCCGUGCACUCCUCCUCCUGCCACCUCCCGCGUCCGUCUCCUCGUGUCCCGCCUCCCCCCUCGCUUCCUGUGCUCUCUCGCGCGGUCUCUUCCUUGGGCGCCGCCGGGCGUGGAGCUGCCGCGGUCCUGCUGCGUCCCUGGAGUGCCCCGCGGAGUGGCAUGUUGCGCAGGCCCGAACGGGACCUCGCCCUCCUUCGGUGCUGACAGGCGUUCGGCCGUCGCCGCUUUGCCGAGCCCAUGGCAGGGACCUCGCCCUCGAGGUGCGGCCAGGCGCGAAGCUGCUGUUUCUGGGCUGCGCCGUGAGAAGAGGUCGGCGGAGUGAGGCCCACCUGGGACCUCUCCCUCCCUGGGUGCUGCUUGGAGUGCAGCUCUCGCCGUUUUGCUGCGUCCCCCUCGCGGGCUCGGGGGGGCCCAGCGGAGUGGAGCGGCCGCUCACGCAGACCCCAACGGGACCUCGCCCCCCUUCUCAGAGGGUGCUGCCCGGCGCGCGGCAGCUGCCUCGGGAUCUGCUGCGGCUGUGCGGCUCAGCUCCGAGUGCCCACACGGAGCGGUGCAGGGGGGAGGCCAACAAUUUUGCACUGUCCCGGCGCCCGUGAGCGUUCGUGCG
This is a messenger RNA of Prorocentrum cordatum, 1309 nucleotides long. Lineage: Eukaryota; Dinophyceae; Prorocentrales; Prorocentraceae. The record is from the annotation of a GenBank genome assembly.